UUUGUUCAUGUGUUCUUUCAUUUUUUGACAGCGUACAAAAAAUUGUCUAAAAAUAGAACAAUUUAUACUCAAACCCCCAUUGGCCUUAGUUCAGUAUGGUAAAUUCGGAGUGCAGCCUUGAGUGACAAUGGCCAAUCAACCGCCCCCGACGACGACACCGCACAAGAAGAAGCGCAUCGAGCGGGACGAGAAUCGUGGCCAGUGGAAGUCCAAGACGGAGUUCAUUCUCUCGCUACUCGGCUAUGCCAUUGGCAUUGGCAAUGUCUGGCGAUUCCCCUAUCUGUGCUACCGCAGUGGCGGUGCCGCCUUUCUUAUCCCCUACAUGCUGAUGGUGAUACUAGCCGGUAUACCACUUUUCUAUAUGGAGCUCUUGAUCGGUCAGUUUUCGAGCACUGGGUGUACGGGCAUGUUCCGCAUGACGCCCCUGUUGAAGGGAACCGGAAUCGCUCAGGUGGUGGUGAAUGCCUACUGCGUGUGCUACUACUCGGUGAUUAUAUCGUACCCCAUCCGCAUGAUCUCCUACUGCUUCUUCAAAAAGGUGCCCUGGGAGGACUGCGACAACCCUUGGAAUACCGAUGACUGUGUGCCGCCCAAUGACUUGGGAAAGCAUAACCAUACUGAUGGAUUCAAAACUGCUGCCGACGAAUUCUUUCACCUGGAGGUGCUUAGGAUCUCAUCCGACAUCUCCGAUUUGGGUGGCAUGGUGUGGCAACAACUUGUGAGCCUGCUGAUCACCUGGAUUAUCGUUUACCUGUGCCUAAUGCGCGGAAUAAAGUCCGUGGGCAAGGUCGUGUACUUCACGGUGCCCUUUCCCUACGUUCUGCUGUUCAUCCUGUUCGUGAGAGGAGUCACACUGCCCGGGGCCUGGAUGGGCAUCAAGUUCUACCUGUAUCCCGAGUGGCAUCGCCUGCUGGACCUCAAGGUCUGGGCCGAUGCCGCCAUACAGAUGUUCUUCGGCUUGGGACCCGGCUGGGGUGGUAUCGUCAACAUGGCCAGCUUUAGCAAUUUCCGUAAUAAUGCCAAGUGCGACGCGGUAAUCAUAGUUUCGAUUAACGUGUUUACCAGCAUUUUUGCGGGCUUUGUGGUCUUUGCCGUGCUGGGCUUUCUCUCGGAAAAGUCGGGCAUUCCCGUGGAGACGGUGGCCACUGGUGGAGCGGGACUGGCGUUCGUGACCUAUCCGGAGGCCAUAGCCAUGCUGCCAGUGCCGCAACUCUGGGCACUCAUGUUCUUCGUUAUGCUUUUUCUACUGGGCAUCGACAGUGUGUUUGUACAACUGGAGGCUAUCAUGUCAUCGAUCUUGGAUGAGUGGCCUUGGAUAAGGCAGCACAAAUGGAAACUAACGCUGGCAUGUUGUUUCUUAUUUUUCGGCCUCUCAACUAUAAUGUGCACAAAUGGCGGCAUGUUUGUGCUCCAACUGUUCGACUGGUACUCCUCGGCGAUAGCCGUUAUUGUCAUAUGUCUGGUGGAAAUAAUUAUGGUGGCCUGGAUAUAUGGCAUUAAAAACUUCAUGCUGGAUAUCGAGUUUAUGCUCGGUAGAAAACCAAGUCUGUACUGGAGGAUCCUGUGGCAGAUCAUCACGCCCCUAGUCCUUAUCUUCAUUCUCAUUACCAGCAUUGUGUUUAUGAGGACGAUCACCUACAACAACGUUUCGUACCCCCAGUGGGCCGUUUUGAUCGGAUGGGCCAGUUUUGUGUCAUCAGUUAUUUGGAUACCGCUUUACAUAUUCUACAUCAUGAUCCGCAAGCGGGCCACCUUGUGCGAAAGCCUGAAGAAGCGCCUCAAGCCCCUGGAUUGGACGCCGGCGGAUCCGCAAGAUCGGGCGGACUACGAGGCCUUCCGGAGGCAGAGAAAAAUGCCGGGAUUUAUGUCUGAGACAGACAUGGAGAGCAUCAAGUAGAUUUUAUAAAUAUAUAUAUAUUUGUAAUAUUGCGA
This is a messenger RNA of Drosophila biarmipes, 1932 nucleotides long. RefSeq names its product sodium- and chloride-dependent glycine transporter 1. Gene Ontology annotation, molecular function: glycine transmembrane transporter activity. The coding region runs from base 128 to 1897 and encodes 589 amino acids. The transcript is spliced from 9 exons. Lineage: Eukaryota; Metazoa; Arthropoda; Insecta; Diptera; Drosophilidae. Gene Ontology annotation, cellular component: membrane. Gene Ontology annotation, biological process: sodium ion transmembrane transport. The record is from RefSeq and is a predicted model, not a curated record.